UUUUCAGACUUCAUUCUGUUGAGUGUUGACCAUCAACGGUACAACGUAGCAACCGACAAAUGAAAGCGUGACGUGAUCUGUGGCACGCGCGUCACUGUAGAAUUAUACGUCGCGAGAGGAGGAUAAUGUUUUCGCAGCGCAUAGAAAUCGAGAAAAAUCGUCUGUAGGACAUCGAUAUCGAAUCGCACCCUGUGCGGCAUCGUUCCGUACGCUAGACGACGAGAAAUAUGGAAGCUGAUUGCCAGUCAACGCUGAGUCCGUCGCGGACACUGACAGGGAUAGGCAAUGAUUGUGAGGACCCAUACCCCAGCUUGUCAGAUUACCAUGAUUAUGAGCCGAACUUGGAAUUCGAUGAUACCGAAUUGCAAACCACUUCGAACAACGCUGUACAACUCCUAGAAGCAAAAUUGGAUUUGGUGAGCAGCAGUGCGGGUACUGGCUUGGAUUAUUUGGAAAGCCCAGUGAGCGAUGGGACGAUCGAGGAGAACUUUGAGGAGGCUUUAGUAGACGCUCCGGUUAUCGAAUCUGCGGAAGAUUUAGCUGCUUUAGAUCAAGAACUCGCCGAUGAGGAGGAUUAUCUCGACAUAUCUAGAUACGGUAUCGUGGAAGUGGUCGGUGAUGACAGUGCUGGUCGCAAGAUAAUUGUUGUAUCAGCUUGCAAAUUACCUCCCAUCGGGAGGGAAACCUUCAAUCAUGCGAAACUCCUUAGGUAUCUCACGCAUACUUUAGACACGUUCGUGGAGCAAGAUUACAGCCUCGUUUAUUUCCAUUAUGGCCUUACGUCGAAAAACAAACCACCAUUAUCAUGGCUGUGGCAGGCGUACAAGGCGUUCGACAGGAAGUACAAAAAGAAUCUCAAAGCUCUUUAUCUAGUACAUCCAACGAACUUUAUUAGGAUCGUAUGGCAAAUAUUUAAACCUGCUAUUAGCGCUAAAUUUGGACGAAAAAUGAUGUAUGUUAAUUAUCUGGAGGAAUUGGCGCAAUAUAUUAACUUGGACCAACUAAUUAUACCUCCUCAAGUGAUAGAACACAACGAACAGUUAUUGAUAAAAAAUAAGAGAAACUUACCAGCGAGUCCGCCGCCAAGCGCAGUAGUUACGCCAGUCGGCACGACGCAAUUCGGUGCUAGCUUGCAAUUUAUAAAAGAAAAUAACAACGGUGAUCCAAUACCACCGAUCCUAAAGCAAUGCGUGGAAUUUCUUGAUACGCCUGACGCUUUGGAAACAGAAGGGAUAUUUCGAAGGUCAGCUAACGUGGCGGUCAUCAAGGAACUUCAGAAUCGCUGUAACCAAGGCUUAACCGUUGAUUUUCAAGGAGAUCCGCAUAUCGCCGCCGUUCUACUCAAGACGUUCCUUCGCGAGUUGGACGAGCCUCUCAUGACCUACGAACUGUAUGACGAGAUCACGCAAUUCCAAACAUUGUCGAAGGACGAACGUCCUCGUAAAAUUAAGAUAUUAGUACUGGAGAAACUUCCCGAGGACAACUACCAAGUUCUCAAGUACAUCGUACAAUUUUUGUCGAGGGUAAUGGACCGAUGUGACUUAAACAAAAUGACUUCGAGUAAUCUUGCAGUCGUAUUUGGGCCAAAUCUAGUUAGAGCGCCACCAGCGCGUGGAUUGUCCCUCUCCGCGAUAGGACCCAUCAAUCAAUUCAUUGAUUUCUUAUUCACUUAUCAAGAUAAGAUAUUUAUUAUUUAAAAGUGAUUUCCAGGGCCUAAUAACGUGCAACUGUCGACUGUGUAUUACUGCAUGCAUACCACGUCCGCAUUUUUGUUUACCGAAAUAUUUUUCUAUCUGAUACGUGAUAGCAAAGUAGAAGAAGAUAUUCAAUGUUCAUUUUUACAGAAGUUUUGCACAAGAUUUUGUAAUACAGGUAGGCGUAAUGAUGUUCGGACAAAAGACUAGAACGAUGGAUGUUGGUUGUGUAAUAUUGAGAUGCCAGUUUGAAUAUAGACAACAUAUGUGUAUAUUUAGAAAAAAACUUACGACCGAAUACCAAAGAUAUACAAAGCGUCAUACAGUAAAUAUAAUGUGUAAGGAUUAUUUAGAAGCAAUGCUUACUUAUUUAAUAAAACGUAGAAAAGUAUAUGUUUGCGAAUGAAAAAAUAUAUUGAAGAAUAUUUUUGUCAUUGUGCGAUUUUAGACUUAAUACGCCGCCCGCUAUUUAUCUUAAUUUUAUUUCAAUUAAUUUCUUUUAACGUUAGAUUUAUAGUAAAAGUGUUUUAAACAAUUAAUUUUUUUCUAACUUUUUAACUCAUACCAACUAUGUUAUUUUUUAUCCGUAGUUUUUUUCAACUUUGAUGAUAUUUUUAUUUUGUUGUUUUCUCUUAUGCUGUCAAUUGAAAGAAUUUACAUUUAUCAAGUGUUAUUUAAUCAAUUUAAAUUGUUGCUUCGAUUAAAUUCUUAAUAAUUAAAUUAAAUUAAAUUAUUAAAUUCUUAAUUCUCGAUUUAAUCUUGUAUUAUAAAUCAAUCUUUAUUCUUUAUUUUCAUUGCACAAUCGGGAUCAUCGAAUUAUGUUAUAUAGCUUCAAGUUUGAAAUAAAUUUUUCAUAAACUAGAUACACAACACACACACACACACACACACAUUAUUUAUUUAUUGGAUUGAACGGAAAGUUCGUUCCGUUUUUGGCAAGAAAUUGGUGAAAAUAGGCGUGUCUAACUUUAUUCAAAUGACUUUAAACAAACAGAAUUUCGGGGAUGACAAACCGAUAAAAAAAUAUAUAAAAUAUGUAAAUAUGAUUGUGUUUUGUGUAGUUGGCAUCAGUCCAAAAAUGGAGACUAAUAAUGUGCAUUUUCGACAUCUCAUGCUUUUCUACUUUUAAAAAGACAAGAAUGUAACUCAAACUCAAGAAAAGAUUUGCGGUGUGUGGAGAGAAUGCGGUAAACGAACGAACGUGCCGAAAGUAGUUUGCGAAAUUUCGUGCUGAUGAUUUUUGUCUCGACAACACACUACGCUCAAAACGGUCGAUCGAAAUUGAUGAAAUACUGCAAAUAUUGCAAAUAGUAGUUGUUAAACAUUUACAUGAUUGCGUGAUCAGUCGUCUCGAUGUCAAAAAAUAAUUUUUUUUACAACAAUCUAGAGCACAAGAUAAACAAUCAUUAUCGACUCCGAAAGGAGGAAUUCCGAAAAAGGUCAUAUUUUGCACCUGACGGUCUUGAACAAGAAUCUUGCAUUAUAAGGUCCUACCAGGCGACCAAACAAUUAAUUCAAAUAUACUGUUCAUAAUUGAACCGAUUGAAAGUAAUAAGUAGUCAAGCAAAACCGUCCAGAAUUGAUCAAUCUUAAAGGCGUCAGCUUCCACUAUGAUAAUGCCAGACCGCAUGUCUCUUCGGCGACUUGGUAAAAAUUAGUACAGCUUGGUCGGGACGUUCUAUCCUAUCUACUAUAUUCCUCGGAUUUAGCACCCUUGGAUUAUUAUUUGUUCUCUUCAAAACUCUCUUAAUGAAAAAACUCUUCGAUUUCCCAAAAACCACCUUGAGCAGUUUUUCACUCAGAAAACUGACAACUUCUGACUAUGGACGGAAUUGUGAAACUAUCUGAAAGAAAGCAAAAAAUUAUCGAUAAAAAUGGUUGCAUAUGUUGAUGAAUAAAGUUGUAUC
Ooceraea biroi (clonal raider ant) is the source of this 3601-nucleotide messenger RNA. It is a transcript of the gene RhoGAP68F, whose product is annotated as Rho GTPase activating protein at 68F. The record is from RefSeq and is a predicted model, not a curated record. Gene Ontology annotation, molecular function: GTPase activator activity. Gene Ontology annotation, cellular component: cytoplasm. Lineage: Eukaryota; Metazoa; Arthropoda; Insecta; Hymenoptera; Formicidae. Gene Ontology annotation, biological process: negative regulation of endocytic recycling; small GTPase-mediated signal transduction.